ACAGCGAUUCUCUGCCACUCUGCAACUCUGGGGCCCGUCAUCGUUAGCAAUUUUUGCCAGGACAUUGCAACAGAAAACUGCUAAACGCGAAACAAGUUGCGGCGUUUUUUCUGCUCCUCGGGUUCUCGUCUCCUUGUCCUCUGUUCCGUUACGUUCUGUUCAGCCGUGCUGCCAGGAUCAGGCUGCAGGCAUCAGGCAGAAAACAGAAGGCAAGGCCAAUCCAGUAGGCAGUGCAAGGCAGGCAGGCAGGCAGUCGGCAGGCAGGUCGCCACUUCUCGCAGUCUUCUUCGCAUCUGCAUAAAUCACGCCACCGAAGCUGUGGCAGUAGCCGUAGCAGAAGCAGUAGCCGGAGCAGAGGCAGAGUCAGAGUCAAGAAAAAAAUACAUAGAAGACUAUCAAGACAUAGACAAAGAGUUAGUGAGAAGGAGCCAGAGACACGGGCAGAGAAAGAGAGAGUGCCGAGUGCAGAGUGCCAAGUGAAAGUAAAAGUGAAAGUGUGUGCAAAAUGACUUGAAGUGCAAGUGGUGCUGAGGUAGAGCAGAACAGACUAGACACCCCGCCCCACCCACAGAAGCCCCCUCCCACUAGACGUAUACGCAAUUUGCCUUCAGCAUGCUGCCACGACACUCAUCCGCCCCGUUGGCCCGCCAACCGAGACUCGGGCUGGGGCUUGAGCAGAUGUCGAAGGCGAUGCCGUCUUGAAUCCAAAAAAAAAAACCCGCCUAAAUAACUGCACAACAAAAUAAUUAUAUUAAAAAAAAAACAAAAAAAACCGGCUUGCGCCAAAAGACAAUGUAAACGCCGGCCCUAGAAUGUAGCGCAGUUUUUUCUUCAUUUCCCAAACUAACUAACAAAACCAGCCAGCCAACAACAAAUAACAAAAUAGACAAAGUCACAUUUUUGCCAGAUAUUGAUAAUAUUAAUCACUUGAUAAUUAGCGCCAAUCAACGCAACAUUUCGUUCGUAAUCAACAACAACAAGCAAGCAACAAACUCCAACAACAAGAACAAGACAACAACCAGCAAGAAAGAUCAGCAGGAAAGUCACAAGUCACAAGAAGCCAAGAAGCAAAACAGAAAAUAAGCAGGCACCAUCAGAUCAGCAGUCAGUCAGUAACGUCAGAUUAGUCCGGAUAAAUAUAACGAAGAAAUAAGAUAGAGUAACUCCAGUUUCAGUUCCGCACCGAUUCCGAUUUGAGCCAAAAUUAAAACGUCUGAAUUUGAUUUCAACCGUCUCGCGUAUCGUCUGGCCCCGUUCCUUCUUCAAGUCUCGGCCACAGGUUCGUCAUCGUUCCGACACAAUCUCAGUUUUUACAAAUUCAGACGUAGAUCUUUAGUUGAUUCACCUUUUGUAUUCCGCAUUUCGGCAAACAACUAUUUGGAAACGAUCCAAGGAUAUAUCGAAGAUAUAGAAAGAAAAAAGGGAAGGAUAAAGAAAGAAGAGGAUAGAGAAAUUUGAGCAAAAGUCAACACUCGAAAUCGAAAACUACGAAAUUACCUGAAAAUUUUUAAACAACCAAAAAGUCUAUGAGAGCAACAAAAAUUACACGCAAAAUUUUACAAGUGCAAAAUUUUCUUAUAAUAAUUUAUCAAAAAUAAAAAAAUUAUUAAACAAAAAUCUUAACAAAAAAAGGGAGAGGAGGACUACACUAAAUAAAUGAAAAAAUUGAACUCUAGUGAAAAGUAAUCAAACAAUUUAGAGAGGACAUAAAACGCAAACGGAAUAUCAAAAAUUGUUGUGAUGUGAUAUUUUUUCGAUGAACUUUUAUUUAAGGGUUACACCAUAUCGAGAAGUUAUCCAAUGAGAAAGCCGCUUAAAUUUUGGAGGAUCUAUGAUGGACGACAGAGAGAAAUAACGCUUUGUUUGUGAAAAGAUUUUUUGAGCGCAAGCAAGGAUUAUUAAACGAAUACCAAACUAAAACCAAACCAACUAAAGCCCCAAAACGACAAAAAAAUAAAUAAAAAAUCGACGAAAAAAAAACGAAAUAAAAAUUAAAGAUACAUCUCGAACUCUUUCGCAAGUUUUUGAGCCAAAAACCAAAAAUAAAAAAACAAGGAAAGCAUCGAAAACAUUUUUGGAAAGCUACCAGAAAAAUCAAAGCGAAGAGAAGCAACAAACUGGAAGGGAAAACAGAAGAAGACCAGCGAGGAAAUACAAAUCAAAUCUAAAUAAAAUUAAAUGCAAAGGACAUUCGCAUGUGUGUGGUGGUGGAAAGAAAAUUCAAAACAAAAUUCACAAUUAGAAAACGGAGAAAAAAACGUAGAAAACGCAGACGCAAAAUCAAAGCAGAGAGUGCCAGCCAAGAAUUUUGAACUUUGAACAUUUCGACCAAAAAAGUUGAGCGAUAGCAAAAUUUCAACGUUUGGCGCAACAGCAACAACAACAAGCAAGGACAUCAAGGAUUGCAGGAGCGAAAGGUUUUGAAGGCGCAACACACAUCGAUAUACCUUCAUACAUACCACUAGGACUUGAACACUUGGAAUAAGAAUCAGUACCGGAUAGGGAUACGGGCGCAUCUGGAGCUAACAUAUUUGAGAAGAAAUUUGCCUAGAUUUGCCAGGACCUUAAUCACACAAGCACACUUCGCGGCGAAUUCGGCCACUGGAGAGAAGGGAACAAAAAGAAAGCCGAGCAGGGGAAAUUCCGGGGAGAGGCCAGCCAAUCCGGGAAAGUCGAGUCGUUGUCGAGGGGAAAAGGCAAGGCAGCAGUAGAGCAGAGAGAGAGAAAGCUGAGCGAGAAGGGAGAGAGCUGCUGCUGCUGCUGCUGGUGGACAUCAUCUUAUGAUGUCAUCAGAGGAGUACGAGGCGGACUGUUUUGGUUUGUACAGCGAUGAGAACAACGUGCUGCUGAAGGCGACUGGAGAACAGCCGGAGCACCAGAUAACAGCCCCAAGCACCAAGCAGCAACAGUCGCCGCCGCAACAGCAACAGCAACAGCAACUGCAACAACCACCGCUAAACGGACAUACGACCCCAACACUAAUACAUCUAACAAACGGCAGCGACAUUUUUGCGGCGAAUUGCGGCGACACCAAUACUAAUACUAAUACUAAUACUAAUACCAAUACCAACAGCAACAGCAACAACACGGAAGAGCAGGAGAGCAAGAGAGAGCAGCAGCCGUCGAAGCAGCAGGCAAGGCAGCAGGCAGCCCACGACAAGGAAAAGGAGAAAGUUAACGACGACGAGGGCGAGUCUGACGAUUCCGACGACGACGUCGUUGUCGUACUCGAAGGUUGCAACAACAGCAACAGCAACAGCAACAGCAGCGCUAGCAGCAGCAGCAACAACAACCAUAAGACAGCAACAGCAACGACGGCGACAGCAACGGCAACGGCAACGGCAACGGCCAACAACUGUAAUCGUGGCAGUGGCAGCGGCAGCGGCAGCAACAUCAGCGGGGGUCUCAGUCGCAGUCAUCGAAGCGGCCGGAGUAGUCGGCAAAUCAGACAGUCAACGGCCGUCGGCAAGACAACAACGUGCGCGGCUAAAAAAUCAUCCGGAGUGACUUUAGUUCCGAUUCCAGCCAAGAACUCCAACGUCGUAACUUCGAUCGGAAGUAACGGAAAUAGUAAUAUCAAUAGUAAUAGUAAUAGUAACGGGAACGGGAACGGAAACGGAAACGCGAGUGCUAAAGUGAAUCGUCGUUCGCGCCACACAUCCUUGAGCAAAGACAACAGCAGCAGCAAUAGCAACAGCAACACUAGCCAAACUAGCAACACCAGCAACACUGCUGGCUUCAUGAGUAGCGCUGCCGCGGCUGCUGCGGGUGCCGCUGGUGGAGGAGGAGCCCUGUUCCAACCCCAAUCGGCCAGCACGGCCAACACGAGUCCUUCGGGCCUGGGACUGAGCCAAGCGACAAUUCCCAGCCACUCGCCCACAAGCAACUCACCGGUUUCGGGUGCCAGUUCCGCGUCGUCCUUGUUGACGGCCGCCUUUGGCAACCUGUUCGGGGGAUCCUCGGCCAAGAUGCUGAACGAACUGUUCGGCCGCCAAAUGAAGCAGGCCCAGGACGCCACCAGUGGCCUGCCCCAAAGCCUGGACAACGCCAUGCUGGCCGCCGCCAUGGAGACGGCCACCAGUGCCGAGCUAUUAAUCGGCAGCCUGAGUUCCACGUCCAAAUUGUUGCAACAACAGCAGCAGCAGCUCAACAACAAUACCGCCACAACAGCAAACACAACGCCGCUGAGCAACGGAACCAAUGCCUCCAUCUCGCCAGGAUCGGCCCACAGCUCCAGCCACUCGCAUCACGGUGUCUCGCCGAAGGGAAGUCGACGGGUUUCGGCCUGCAGUGAUCGCUCCCUCGACGCCUCGGCAGCCGAUGUUGCUGGUGGAUCUCCUCCGAGAGCGGCAUCCGUGAGUUCUUUGAACGGCGGAGCUAGCAGUGGAGAACAGCAACAGCAACAGCAGUUGCAACACGAUCUCGUGGCCCAUCAUAUGCUGCGCAAUAUCCUGCAGGGUAAGAAGGAGCUCAUGCAACUCGAUCAGGAACUCCGCACGGCCAUGCAACAGCAGCAACAGCAACAGCUCCAGGACAAAGACCAGCUCCACUCCAAGCUCAAUAACAACAACAAUAUAUCGGCAGCUGCCAACAAUAACAACAACAACACAAUGGAGAGCAUCAACCUCAUCGAGGACUCCGACAUGGCGGACAUCAAGAUCAAGAGCGAGCCCCAGACGGCGCCUGCCCCACAGCAAUCGCCGCACGGCAGCAGCCACAGCAGUCACAGCGGGAGCGCCAGUGGCAGCCACAGCAGCCUGGCCAGCGAUGGCAGCCUGCGACGCAAGUCCUCGGACUCGCUAGACAGCCACGGCGGCCAUGAUGAGACCGAGCAGGAGGAGCAAGACCCCAAUCGCCAGAGAUCCCAGAGCCGUGCUCCGGAGGACCCGCAGCUACCCACCAAGAAAGAAGCUGUGGACGAUAUGCUGGACGAGGUGGAGCUGAUGGGUUUGCACUCGCGGGGAUCCGAUCUGGAGAGCCUGGCCUCGCCCAGCCACUCGGACAUGAUGCUGCUGGACAACAGCAAGGACGAUGUCCUGGAUGACGACGAUGACGAUGAUUGCGUGGAGCAGAAACGCGACCCCUCCACAUGCCUUAAGAAACCGGGCAUGGACCUCAAGCGGGCCCGCGUUGAGAACAUUGUGUCCGGCAUGCGAUGCAGCCCCUCAUCAGGACUCGUCCAAGCUGGCCAGCUCCAGGUAAACGGCUGCAAGAAGCGCAAACUCUACCAGCCCCAGCAACACGCCAUGGAGCGAUAUGUGGCUGCAGCUGCCGGCCUGAACUUCGGCCUCAAUCUGCAGAGCAUGAUGCUCGACCAGGACGACAGCGAGUCUAAUGAGCUGGAGUCACCGCAGAUCCAGCAGAAGCGCGUGGAGAAGAACGCCCUCAAGUCGCAGCUGCGAUCCAUGCAGGAGCAGCUCGCCGAGAUGCAGCAGAAAUACGUGCAGCUGUGCACGCGCAUGGAGCAGGAGAGUGAGUGCCAGGAGCUCGAUCAGGACCAGGAGCAGGAGCAGGAUCAAGAGCCGGAGCCAGAGCAGGAACAGGAGCCGGACAACGGCAGCAGCGACCACAUCGAGCUAUCGCCAUCGCCCACUCUGACCGGCGACGACGAUGUGAGUCCCGCCCACAAGGUGGAAGCUCCGGGCUCCAGUUCCCCCUCGCCAUCGCCCCUCAAGCCGAAGACGGCGCUGGGCGAGAGCGGAGACUCCGGUGCCAAUAUGCUGUCCCAGAUGAUGAGCAAGAUGAUGUCAGGCAAGCUACACAAUCCACUCGUCGGCGUGGGCCAUCCUGCCCUGCCGCAAGGAUUCCCACCGCUGCUGCAGCACAUGGGCGACAUGUCGCAUGCCGCAGCCAUGUACCAGCAGUUCUUCUUCGAGCAGGAGGCGCGCAUGGCCAAGGAGGCCGCCGAGCAGCAGCAGCAACAGCAACAGCAGCAACACCAGCAGCAGCAACAACAACAGCAGCAGCAGGAGCAGCAGCGUCGCUUCGAGCAGGAGCAGCAGGAACAGCAGCGGCGAAAGGACGAGCAGCAGCAGCUGCAGCGCCAGCAACAGCACUUGCAACAACUGCAGCAACAGCAGUUGGAGCAGCAGCAACAUGCCGCCAAUGUCGCCCCGCGACAGCAGCAGAUGCACCACCCGGCCCCCGCCCGACUGCCCACUCGAAUGGGCGGGGCUGCGGCCCACAGCGCCCUCAAGUCGGAGCUGUCGGAGAAGUUCCAAAUGCUGCGCAGCAACAACAAUAGCUCCAUGAUGCGCAUGUCCGGCACGGAUCUGGAGGGACUCGCCGAUGUCCUGAAGUCCGAAAUCACCACCUCGCUGUCCGCCUUAGUGGACACCAUUGUGACCCGGUUCGUCCACCAACGGCGACUCUUCAGCAAGCAGGCGGACUCCGUGACCGCAGCCGCCGAACAGCUGAACAAGGACCUGCUGCUGGCAUCACAGAUCCUGGACAGGAAAUCGCCGCGCACCAAGGUGGCAGACCGGCCCCAGAACGGACCAACACCCGCAUCCCAAUCAGGUAAUAAUGGUUCACUACUCCUAGCUAAUAGUCAGAUGCCCGCCCAGCCGUCCGCGAAUGCGCAGCAGCAGUUGCAGCAGGCUCAGGGAUCCCAGCAGCAACAGCAGCAGCCAGGAUCGCAACAGCCACAGCCAAGUUCGCAGCAGCAGCAGCAGAAUGUGGUGCAGCAACAGCCGCAUCCGUUGAUGCCGCCCAACUGUCAGCAGCUAAUAGCUGCUCCCCGGUUGAAUGGGAGCCAGUUGUCCUUCGCCUCGCCCGCGGCUGCUGCAGCGGCUGCCAUGGGCCUGCAGAUGCACCAUGCCGCCGCCGCCGCGGCCAUGUCCGCCCAGCAGCAGCAGCAACAACAGCAGCAGCAGCAACAGCAACAACAGCCGGGCGAUCCUGGCAUGAAUACUAAUCCGGCUAGCGGGCCAACAAACCCCACUAACAAUAGCUUAAGUACCCUUAAUAUUCCACCUCCUCACAUUCGUCCUUCGCCCACAGCGGCUGCCAUGUUCCAGGCGCCAAAGACGCCGCAGGGCAUGAAUCCGGUGGCCGCCGCCGCGCUCUACAACUCGAUGACCGGUCCCUUCUGCCUGACGCCCGAUCAGCAGGCCCAGCAGCAGCAACAGUCCGCCCAGCAGCAGCAGUCCGUUCAGAAUCCGCAACAGAGUGCGCAGCAGACGCAGCAGCAGCUGGAGCAGAACGAGGCUCUCAGCCUGGUGGUGACUCCGAAGAAGAAGCGUCAUAAGGUCACAGACACGCGCAUCACACCACGCACCGUCAGCAGGAUUCUGGCCCAGGACGGCGUAGUCCCACCCAACGGCGGAUCCUCGAACGCUCCCCAACAGCAGCAGCAACAACAGCAGCAAAGUGUCCAGCAGCAGCAGCAGCAACAACAGCAACAGGCGGCGAACGGCAACAGCAGCGCCACGCCCGCCCAGAGUCCGACGCGAGGCAGUGGGGGAGUAGCUCCCUACCAUCCGCAGCCACCGCCACCACCACCACCCAUGAUGCCGGUGUCCUUGCCCACUUCGGUGGCUAUUCCUAAUCCCUCGCUGCACGAGUCCAAGGUCUUCUCGCCGUACUCGCCGUUCUUCAAUCCGCACGCAGCCGCUGGCCAGCCCACGGCCGCCCAGUUGCAUCAGCACCACCAGCAGCACCACCCGCACCACCAGUCCAUGCAACUCUCCUCCAGCCCGCCCGGCAGCUUGGGUGCGCUGAUGGAUUCGCGCGACUCGCCGCCGCUGCCACACCCGCCGUCGAUGCUGCACCCCGCCCUCCUGGCGGCCGCCCACCAUGGUGGCUCGCCCGACUACAAGACCUGCCUGCGGGCCGUCAUGGACGCCCAGGACCGCCAGUCCGAGUGCAACUCGGCGGACAUGCAGUUCGAUGGCAUGCAGCCUACUUCUUCUACAUUGACACCGAUGCACCUGCGCAAGGCCAAGCUGAUGUUCUUCUGGGUGCGCUAUCCCAGCUCCGCGGUGCUCAAGAUGUACUUCCCGGACAUCAAGUUCAACAAGAACAACACAGCACAAUUGGUGAAAUGGUUCUCGAACUUCCGAGAAUUCUACUACAUACAAAUGGAGAAAUAUGCACGACAAGCUGUCACCGAAGGCAUCAAGACACCCGAUGAUCUGUUGAUUGCUGGAGAUAGUGAAUUGUAUCGCGUGCUCAAUUUGCACUACAAUCGCAAUAACCACAUUGAGGUUCCCCAGAACUUCCGCUUCGUUGUCGAACAGACUCUGCGGGAGUUCUUCCGUGCAAUACAAAGCGGCAAAGACACCGAGCAGUCGUGGAAGAAAUCGAUUUACAAGAUCAUCUCGCGCAUGGACGAUCCUGUGCCCGAGUACUUCAAGUCGCCGAAUUUUUUAGAGCAACUGGAAUAAGUGGAGGAGCUGGCGCUGCCGCUGCCGUCAGCCAAUUGCAACACCACCAGCAGCAGCAGCACCACCACCGCCACCACCACCGCGAAGGCGAAGCGGAGCAGGCCAAAGUUAAAAGGCUAAACCUGCGCCGGAAGCACGACUGGAUAUGACCAUCUUUCCACGAUCGAGCAAAAAAAAAAACAAGAAAACAACACACAAAGAACUUAGACAUAGCUGAGAGAUUUAAACUCAAAUUGAAAGCAAAAACGCGUUUAGAAAGACACACUGAGCAAAAAUAUUUUAUCAGAAAUUUCCCAACAACAAAAAAAAACACAAAAAACUAAUUAAUACAAACAAACACUAACACUUAUCCUCGGCAAAUGAACAAAAUACUAAACAGUAAGAGCGACAUGAAACUUAGAGCAGCAAGUCUUAAUCUUAUGUGAAAUAGUGCAAAUUGAAACCUGAGCCACACACCUGAGAACACCCACAUACCGAACGUACUUUACAGGCAGUGUAAACUGUACUUGCGUUGGUUUGUUAGUUGAAAUUUUUUUUAAAAAUAUUUACAGCAGAUUACGUUACGUAUACGUAACAUUUAUAUAUUUUAAAAAAUAGUUGAGCCGUCGAAUGAUCUACCGAAAGUUGAUACACAUGAUACAUUCCACAAAACAAAACCACACACAGCCACAACCACAACAACAUUCCACACUAAAUCCACACACACACUAACAUAGGUACAAAGUGUGUGUUCAUUUGAGAGAGCGAAAGCCGCUCCGCCAGGCGGGAAACGGAAAUCGAACUGCUUGGCAGACCGACAUUUCGAAAAGCAGUUCUCCGAGGAUUCCAUCGUGCACAGCUUGCACACUGCUUUCCAAAAGCAAGCGUAGCUCUGACGACCGGAAAUCUGAAACUAAUUUUUUAAUGUCUGCCCCAAAAUUAAGAUUUCUAUAUCCCUAUAUCCCCUAUUAAGCGCUAAGCAUAUAUUCGAUGUCUAUUAAGCGAAACUAAAGCAAAAAAAAAAAAGAUUUAAGAAAAAAAAUAUCAAAUCGCUAAAAAAAACUAUUUAGAUUUUUAAAAAGAGAGAGAUGGAAAGCCAGAGCAAUUUGUACGAGCAGUGGGCGUUAGGGUAGUUAAUUUUAUAAUUUAAAAUACGUUAUGCGAACCUUCGACCAAAGUUAAUUGUUAACGAGAAUCCUUUGAAUACGAUUUAUUUUUAAUCAAUUCUUUUACUUUAGCGCGCCACUUUCGAGCACGCAUCUUAAUUUUAUAGAAUAAUCAACACAAUCACACACACCACACACACACACUAGUCUGUUAUUUAUGUAAAUAAUUUAAUAAUUUAGUUAAGUUAACGUUUAGUUUAAUUAAUUUACUUUACUUGGCCUUGAGUUGCAACAAAACAAAAUAUACACGAAACACCAAAAAUACAAAUUAAAACUAUGGUUUUUUCUUAUUGAUUUUCAAUGUUUUUAAAGCUUAAAAAAAUACUAUUUUGAGUGAAAGGUAAUACCUGGCUGGCUGAGAUCGAUCAUGCACUUCUCACUCAUCAGCACAGCAGACUCAGCAUGGAAAGUGGGCGGGUUUAGAGGGAUAUGUUUGCCUGCUCUCCGUCCGGCGAUUCAUUGGGCAAGGGGCCGGCAAACCCUGUUGUUGCUGCUGCAGCUGCAACACUCCAUCACCAUCUACGAUUGCAGCUGCAACCGAAGCAACAACAGAAAUUAACAUCAUCAACUGCAACAUCAUCGAAGCAUGCAAAUCAUUUGAAUAUUUGGCUCAAGCAAAAUCAUAUUCCUCGACACAAACGAAGCGAAAACGAUCUUUUCGGCCCAACAAUUGCUCCAGGGAGCUUCUUCCAGCCAGCCAGCCAGUUAGUCAGUUAGACAGUUAGUUUUGUUAUCCUGUCCCGCACCCUAGCGCCCUCUGGUGGGAGUGAAAGUGAGUAGAAGACGGAAACACCGCCGCAAGGACCAGGAAGUAGACGAGAUCGCACCCAGCAAACUUUUCGGCCACCACCAACGAUCACGAAAUUUUUAAACAAUAGUUGAAUUUUAGCUAAAACCAAAUUGAAACGAACUAUGCGAGUUUUUAGGCUUAACCAGAGUUCUUAACCCAGAACUGAGCAAAAUUUAAUGGCAUUUUGGCGUUACUAUGACAAAAUUAGACGCGUGUAAGACGGUGAGUUUCCUAGUCUAGAAUGAAAUGAUGGUUCAUCCAAUCGAAAUUGAGUUCGAAAAUAAAAAUUGAUGUUUGGAUAAUUGAUGAAAGUAUCAAAAAACAAAAUGCAUUUGCGAAAUUAGUAUUUAGGUAAACGUACAAAGUAGAAGCAGGAAGAGGCAUUCGCUAAUCGAACUGAAGCUUAAGUUUAUCGCAUUACCCACUUGAGUUCCUUAAACCUAAGUUUCACCAAAAAAAAUUCACAGCAGACAGAAGUCGAAAUUCAAGGGCCCGGGAGAGAUGCGUUAAUUGUUAAUGCCUUUACAAAAUUUAAAAGAAAAAAGAAGGAGGAGGAGGCGACUUUUGGCAAUGGAGUUGAAAUUUGAAAAUGAAAUUUAACUAAAUACAAUUGUAACUGAUUUUGUGAUAAAAAAAAGUAACUAACAACAAACUAAAAAUCGAAAAAUCGAACUAACAUUAUUGUUUCGGAAAAAACCAAUAUGGAGACCCCCAAAUCGGGGGCCUCCAUACGAAAUUAUUGAUUGAUUGUAAAAAUAGUUAAUUGACAAUUGCGAGACGAGCAAAAUUUGAGAGAUGAUGGAAACCAUUUAGGCAAUUUAAGGCGUAUUAACAAUAAACGUUUGGCUAACAAAACAAAACUUUAGGCAAAAUUUUAUCUUUAAGCAAAAUUCGAAAAUAGCGAGAAGCAGCAGUAUCUAGGCCGUCAAAAUUCAGAAAGUUUACAGAGUAAAUAACAUGCAAAUUAUCAUCAUUCAGAGGACCUUUCUGUUCUGUUCUGUUUUUAAGUCAGUUUUAGUCAGCGCUUUCUUUCUUUACCUCAAGGAAGGCGAAUGAACCAGUACACUUGUGUACCGACAAGAGCACACCACACACCACAUACACUCGAUUACUUGCGUAUAUUUAAUGCAACAUACAUAUUUCAUACAUUUAUACUAAACAUAAACAUACAUACUUAAACUUAAGUCAACAAGUCUAGAGGCAACCAGGUCUCGAACGAUAAUUGGUUAAUAAAAGCGAAAUUUAUUGAAAAAAAAAAAAAAAGAAAACACACAUGACGGUGCUUGGAUUUUUAUUUAACAAAAUUAAAGAAACAAAAUGAUUCCCCCUCCACCUUUUGGCUGUUUAUAAACCCCCCCAGCCCCAGUUUUUUUGGUUCACAUCUCCCCCAAUCCCCGUCAGAAGCUUUUGGCAUUUGUGCCCGCAAAAUUGGAACUGAUUGGCAACCACACCACCAAAAAACACCUCACAAACCACUAAAGACCUCACUACCAAAGUCAACUAAUCGGUGGAGCGCAGAGACGAGACGAGAUAAGAAGAGAAGGGUAAGCUAAAUUCAAUUUAAAUUAAAAAAAAAAAACAAUUUCAUUAUAAUGUUAAGCGAUCGACGCAAACCAAGCGCAGCGACACCUGGCGGCGGCGGCCAGCAGCAGCGGCGCAUCCUUCUCCCUUUCUAGCCACGCCCACCACAGUUCGGCCCGUGAUUUUUGGAGCAGCCAAAAUAAGAAAAGCAAUUCAGUUUCUCCAGAGUAAACUUUCGGUGUGGAAAAAUUCCAAAAUGCCAUCAAGCACAUUAGUCAAUAGGCCGCAUCAGUUUCAUUCUUGGUUUUGUGGGUCGACCGCUGAGCUGCUUUCGCGUGGCGCCGCCAGGUACAGUUUACACCCGUUAUGGGCGACGGGAUCUAAGGUAGAUAAGCCUAAGCACAUAGAUUAAGUCCAGCAGCAGAUGGAGAUGAUAAACCGGAAGCGGAAACGGAAACGGAAGCAGAAGCGGAAACACCAAUCAGCGACAUGAAAAAAAAAUACAACGAAUUCACAGCACAGCAAACUAAACUUGAGAAAAUGUAAUUGAAAUCCGAUAAAAAUCCGAUAACGAUAACGAACCGAUUAGGCGAGCAAUCGACUGAUCGAGGCAGACGAUGAAAGCGAGAGCGAGAUGGAAGGCGAGAUAAGUAUAUACCUACUACACGUAAACCAAUUACCAAUUAUAAAUGCAGACGCAGCCAUAUGCAAUUUUAACUAGAUUUUAAAAGCAUUAAUACCGCAGAAUACCAAGCAAACCAAAACUUACCGAUUACUGAACGAAAACCAAAAAUCCAAAAAGCAAAAGCAAAAAUGAUAAGCAGAAAUUGAUCAGAUUUGUACAUAGCGACAUUUAAAUACAACUACAUACACGUAAUUAAAAUAUUACUACAGUUUAAGCAUAAGCAGACCCUCUACCCUAAAAUUUUAAAAGUCCCCCGACUUGGUCGCCCCGUCCCCUUAGCCAGGCAAUCACACAUAGCUUUACUGCAUUGAAAAUGCGCGCAGAACGGUUCCCGGAUAUUAAGGGAAGGAUAGGAUGGAGAUUAGGACAUGUGCCAAAUGCAAAUCGGUAUAUAUAUCAAACAGAUCCCCUUUGGCAAGCCCAAGACAUUAUGACCCAUUAAGACACUCCAACCACACCACAUUGUAGGAUAACUACUUACUCCAAGGUAAAAUCAACGAAACUCUAUUCGUAACUUCAACUUCAACUUAACCAUAAGUUAGUUAAACAUCCUUAGUUUGCAAAACAUCUGAUCACAAGCGAAUAAGAAAGAUAAAAUGAUAAAUGAACAAAAGACACAAUCAAAUUUGCAGUUUUGGUAUACAUACAAUGAAGAAAAUCAAGACGAUAAACGAAAAAAAAAAUCUAUUUAAAAAGGCGAUGAAACAUUCCAAAUACAAUUGCGUUUUUUUAGUAGCAAGCGCGAUUCUCAAAAUUCCCAACAACUUUUGGCCCAACAAAAUUGAAACACCGAAAAUACCGUUUGGAAGUAAAAUUUUUAUCACUUAUUUGGCGUAGGGAGAAUCAGAUAAGAGAGCAGGUAGGAGGAGCAGGUGGAGAGAGUAUAGAAGUUUUGCCGUGGUGCACCCUGAAUGGGGUGGCGCCACAAUUUUCUGUUCAACAAACUGCAAUAGAGCGGCGCACGGGGCGUAUACUUUUCGGCAUGCCUCGGGCGCCAGCGAAACCGGAAUAAGUUAAAUGAUCGAAAUUUUGUGCAAUUUUGCAACAGCAACCAGUGUAACAAGAUAUUUUUCAGUUGAUCAAUCAGGAAUCAAUCUUAAGCAUCCUUAGUUCUGAAGUUUAUGAAGAAGAUGUUAAAACUUUUGGCUUAUGACGUAAACCCAAACUUUCGGCCGCAAUGACAAUUGCUCUUGGAAAUUCAAAAUUCAAAUUGAUAUAUAUACAACAAUCAACAACAACCAACAACAACAUCAAAAAGCACAUGAGAAAGUAUAAAAAUAUAAAGAGAAAGUUGCAUAAAACCCAAUAAACCAAUCAUAAUCCAAUAAAAACAACGAUAAUGAUAACAAUUACCUAAGUAACCGAUAACAGUGAAGCAGAAGUUAGGGAGCAUUUAAUAUUUAGUUAUAACAGCCAACAAUAGCCAGGGAAACAUACACAACUCGUAUGUGAUAUUUUUGAGUUAAUCUCUGACCGUUUUCCACAACCGCAAUAAAUAUUUUUACUCAAAUAUACAAAAAAUUGAAAAAUAAAAAAAAAUGACAGCAACAACAAGCCCAAUUAGAAGCGACAAUACGAUGCAGAAGAUCUAAAGUAACAACAAAACAAAGCACUUCCAGCAGCAACUUUUUUUGGGUUGUCUACACAUAUCAAGAAAUAAAUACGCUAUAUAUACAAUAUAGGAGGCGAUGGGGAGGGAGAGUUUUCUUUGCGUUGAGUCUUUAAGCCAUCCUGAGUUCAAAUUUUACACAGAAUAUAACUGAAUAUUUACCCAUGAUCGAAUAUAAAUAUAAAUAUAUAUACAUAUAAAUCAAUACCAAGACUAAUCCAUAAGUGUUUAUAGUUGAAUUUUGACAGGGAGGCGAGGUGGGAGCUGAGCCAAACCAAAUUAGAUUUUAUGCCACUGUUUUAUUUGCAAUAGAAGAACGUGCCACGCACGAACCGGGAUAAUUUAUAGUACAAUACAAUGCAACAAGCAGACAAAUGCAACAAACGAACCGAAUAACCGAAUAAACAAAUAAGCAACAGCAACCAAUAACUUUUUAUAAAACGAUUUAUAUUUUUAUACUCAAAACGAAAUCAAUCAACAACAACAACCAAGCAAUAGCCAAUUAGCCAAAUAAGCCAAAACUUUUAGUUCGUUCACAGAGGAUUUCAGUUAGUGUUUUAUGAACAACAGCAACAAUUAUGUUUUCAUUUACGAAUCAGCAACCGAGGAGAUCUGGGUGAACCCCACCCUAUACCCGAUGGAUCAGUGGGGGGAAUUUGGCCAAAGACUGAUGCGAUGUUGGAGCACACCACAUAUGAAAUUGCCACAAUAGAAUUGUAACUUAAGGAGAGUUGCAAGUAAAACCAUGAAGACGAAGCCCCGAAGAAGAUGCCUGCCUGCUGAACCCGAGGGAGUAAAGAGAGGACAAGGAACGAGAGGAGUAGCCCAAUUAAAACUUUAAGCGAAAAGUGCCUGCCCGCUGUCAGUCUUUGCCACAAAUUCCCGCCAACAGAUCCUUCAACCAGCCAGAAAAGGGGGGGCCCAAUCCGCCCACCCAGAUCGACUCACAUAGACAACAAGAAUAAGUGAUAAAAACGUUUUGUUUCACAAUUCUCUUACAAGCCACUCAAUCGAAUGAGCCACAAACUUUGCGUGCGUUUAACUGGCUCCAUUCUUGGCAAACCCGAUCCAGGACCCAGCUACCAAUGUAUACUGGGGGCAGGUGGUAACGGCCUGCGAACGAACUGCAAAACUCCUUUUGGUUUACUCUAACACUCAAGCAAACAGUUACAGAUACAGAUGCAAUUGCAGAUGCAGCAGCAAUAAACAGGUGAAAAUUGAGAAAACGCAUAUCGAGAACCGGGGGCACCACAGACAACCCCCAGACAAUAGCCCAGCAAUAUUAUUAUUAUUUCCCACUGGGCGCCCUUUGUAAUCCUUCGAGGAUUAAAGGCGCGCCACCAGCCGUCGUCAACAGAAGUACAACCAAAACGAAAUCGCACCCAUUGGCAACCACCAAGAAGCAAGCAGCCGUUGCCCCAGUCUCCCCCAAAAUACACUCAAAGAAAAAAAAAGACAGUAAACAGUAAUUGCCAGGAACGGGACCAGACGUUUGUCAAAAUUCUACAUGAAAUUUUAUGUAAAACAACUGUAGGAGCAAACGAAAAACGCAAUUCCAACGAGCCACAAAACAGAAUAAAUGAUUUUCAGUUCUACGUUUUUCCUUCUCGGCCAUCGAUCCAAGUUUUGAUCGAUCGCCCGUCCUAUGAUUUAUAUUGAUAUCGGUAUCGGUAUCGAUCGGCAUGCCACCACCCCCAUUUGAUUUAAAAAAAAAAAUCCGAAAUCAAGUGGGCGUGGCAUGUGUACAAUAUGUAAAGUAAUUUAAAUGUAAACCAUAUAAAGAAAACAUGAAGGCGAUAAGCGAACAAAUGAAACAACAAUAUUUAUACAGAGACUGCAAACAAAUGUGAUCAGAUAUUUUAUAAUAUAUAAGUUUACAGAGGAAUCGAGGUCGAGCGAAACAGUCUAUAUAGUGAAUAUAGCCUAUUCAACCGAUACGAUCAAAUCAAAAGCGAACAACAGCGAAAGCACAGAAACAGCAACCACAGUAAGCGUUCAAGCGACACUUAGCGUAACCGUAACAUAAAGAUAAAACCGAUAAACAAAAAAAAACUGAAAUAUUUAUAAUGAUAUUUUUUACAAUAGCAUAUACAACUAAAUAUAGCAAAACGACAAACAAACCGAGCGGGAGCCGCAGCAAUUAUACCACAUACCAGAAUACUAUAUCCUUUCCUGUAUUCCUUUAACCCACAUGAUCCUUGAUCCUUGCGCUGCGGCAUCCUAGCGCAACAGUUGCCUUUCACAGAAACAAUUUACCGUUUAAGUUACCAAUAGUGAAAUAGACAAGCCAGAAACGGUGCCACUGCCUUCGGAGUUAAGUGGGGGCGUGGCACCGCUGUUUUUCCAGCCAGUUUUCAGUUGAGCAUCUCCUUAGUUCGUUCGAAUACAACAACAACAAGCAGAGGGCGGAGCAGAGUUUUUCAGUUAACGGUUCAUACAAAGAUUCUAUUUAGUUUCAAGAGGAAGAGUGAAGAGCGAGUAGUUAAGAGAGAUUAUGAAGCGGAAGUCGGGUAUAAGAAGAAGAAUCAGAAUAAAAGGUAUCCUAAGUCCUAGGAUAUACACACGCACACACUUGUAUGGGUCACGUAUGGUGUUCAAAAACACAGAAACACAUACAUAUGCGACUAGUUUGAUUUGAAGUCGAGUUUUAAGCCUUUUAGUUCGAUCAACAAAGUUUGGCAGCAUUCGAAGUCUGAUUUGAAACAGCAUUGAAGCCAUUUUUGAAAAUUAAGCACUCCUUAGUUCUGAACAAUAGUGCCGGUAACAUUUAUACGAUAAGUGAAACUAUAUAUAGACAUAUAUAUAUAUAAAUAGACAUAUAUAUAAAAUACAUACUCUAGACGUCGUAAUCCGUAUUUCAGCAUAGCUAAAAAAUGUUCUAAAUGUACACUGAUAAAAAAAAAAUAUGAAAAACAAUCCGCUAAAUAACCCAAGCAACAGACUAAUGAAGAAAGGAAGUCAGAAUCGAGUGAGAGCGAGGGGAGACCGUUUGCGCAGCGUUUUCCGAGCGGAGAAUAAUCAGUUAGAAGAUUGCCUGUCCCAGGGUCAGUGACCAUGCCCCUUAACCCCAAAAAUGGCCCCCAAAAGCCCCGUCCCCACAGCACACGAGCCACACUCAAUCACAUUACGAUCCACAACCUUAUAAAUAUAUAUACAACUUAUUACUUAUAUAAGGAAAUAAACUCAAAAGCAAGCAAAACAAAAGAGUAAUAAAAUACAAAUACAAGAUAAUGGUAGUUGCUAUUUUAAAUAUGUAUUACAAAACCAACAAAAACUCAAAAAAAAAAAACCAAAAACCAAAAAAAAAAACAAACAAAGCAAAAAACUAAACAAAAUCAGUCGAAAUAAAAACGAUCUUUAAAGUAUGCAGCAAAAAGCAAAAGUCUCUAAUAAAUGUUAAGCAGGAACCAAAAGCCAACCUAAAAAAAGAACAGCAGCAACAACAGAGCAGAUACAGCAGAAGCAACACCAACAACAGAAAUUCAGUUAAAAAAAAAAACAAACAGAAAUAAAAAAAACAGUCAGACAUACCUAUAUACAUUAAUAUAUAUGCAGUUUGUUCCAAACCAAAGUCAGUACGAAAAAAAUAUAUGAUAUUUGUAUGCUUUUUUACUCACACACCAUAUAAGCCAAGUGGAAAUUGGGAUGAAGCGGCUGCGGGAGGGAUCAGCCUCCAAUCAGCCGCCUUUAGGUUUAAUUUACGCACUCAGAUACACGCCGACACACACUCACAGAGAUACUACGAAAUUGAAUGUCAGCAUAAGUAUAAUCGUAACGUGAAAUCACCUAAAAUUUAUACUCAUAGUUUAGCAGUCGCCGUAAUUGAUUUACAUUUUUUGUCAGUCUCACAGUGCAGAGUCAAACCGCAUAUACAUAGAUGAUCAGCCAAACGAAACAAACUAAGCUAGAUACAAAGAUACAAGAUACCCAAAAACCGAAUCAUAACAUAGAACUCAUCCGCCACGAUAACAACAAGAACAACAACAACAACAACAAAAGAAGCAGUAACUACAACAACUUAAUGCCGUUCAAACCCAAUAACAACUUAAGAAGAUCAGUUCACAGAUGCAUCAGCUUACUUAUUAGUCUUCAAGAUACAUAAUUCAGGAUAGAUAUAAAGAUACAUACACAGCUCCAGAACAUAAUAAUAAUAGCCAACCCCAAUUCAAAAAUAUCUAAAAAGAAGAUAUCAGAAGAAUCAAAAACGAUUUCAGAGUAGAAUUAGAGAAAGAGCAAGGAAAACAUUUCAGCAAGUGGUAGUAUUUCGAAGAACGUUUCAAUAUUUCGGCUUAGAUAUAGACAAAAAAUUACAUCUUUCGGCUCAAAAGCAACGCGCUGCAUUUUGCAAAACAAUCCAAAGCAAAAACCAAUCUUAGAACUUUGCAAAAAGUGCAAAAUAAAAACAAAACGACACUCAAAAGUGAAGUAAAAAUAACUCUCGGCUUAGACUUUGGCGUGAUUUUCGGAAAAAAAAAGAAAAGAAAAAACACAGAUAGACGUAAAGAAGGUGGUAGAUUCUGAUCAGGAUUAGGACAACUUGAAUAAAUACCAAAUGUGACUCAAGACGCGAUGCAAGUUGUCCAGUAACCUUUCGGCUAUAUCUGAUAUCGUGGAUCCACCAAAAAAAUGUGUUUAGGUAUAAGUGUAAAAUUAUAUAUAAAAGUAUUUCGGUAAUGUUCCUAUAUAAACAAAUAAAAACAUACACACUCACAGACAGACACGCGCACACACAUAUCUGUAGAAAAAAGGAUAUAUGUGUGGGAAAAAUUAACGGUUCGGUCACACACCCAAUAAAAAUUCAGCAUUUAGCAUUUUGGUAACUAACAUUAGCGAGGAUAUCAGAAAAUAGGAAACAAAAACAGGUCUGCGAUUUGGAUAUAGCUGGAAGUUAGACCAUAUGGACGACUUGCAAAAAAUUAUAACGUAUGAUAUUAAACUAGCUUAAUAAUUUACAGGCAGCAUUCUAUGAAAACAAUUGCAGAUUUCUUUCGAUUCGUUUCGAUUCCCCCUAUUCCCAAUUGAGAAGAUUAAAAUAAUUGUACUUUUCAAAUAAAAUACAACGCGUUUAAAAACCCAAAAGGAUAAAGUCAAUCAGAAAUCAAUGAAGUACGCAAACAAAUCACGAAAUGAACAAAAUGAAAUGAACAAAAUUGAAAACCUCUCGGCCAUGUUUGGAUAAUUAUCUCGGUGUAAACAUUCAGGACAAAUUUACAAAAACAAAAACCAAAAAAAAAUACAAAAAUAUAAAGAAGAAAAUACUUUAGGAUUAAAAAGAAAAGGGAAAACACGAAUUCAAAAUCCAAAAAUUAUGAGCAAAAUUACUAAAUUUUGGAACACAAAAUUUCGUAAGAAAAUACUUAAUCUGUUUAUCUGCUCAAGCAGGGCAUUUCCGCUCUGCACGGGCAAGCAGUUUAAGGGCAAGCAGGAGACUUAGAAGAACGAAAAGCAGUUUAAGACCAGAACGGGGAAUGGAAAACUUUGAUGGAAAUUUUGAAAACGUGUUGGAAAAAUAUCAGAAAAAGUACAAGCUUAUUUUAAGCACCUUCGCGCCUUAUCUUUAAGAACGUAAAUAAAUCAAUGAAAAAUACGAAAAAAAAAAAUGAAACAAAAAAGCGAAAGCAAACCAAAAACAGAAACUUAAAUUUAAAUAAAUUUAAUACGAAAAAUUGUACAUUUAGAAAUUACGAGCAAAAUUAAGCGGGAAAUUGCAAGUUUCGAUACAUCUCCUGGUAGUUAACCUUAUCUAAGCUUAAGUUUCAUCCGUGACGAUCCGAUCGAAAUCCGAUCGAACCCGGGCACGGUUACUGCAAAGCUAAUUUAGUUUCCCUUAGUUCGGGUUUUGUGGAAAAUCUGCCUUAAAUUGUAAACUAAAUAAACAGCAGAGAAAAGGAUGAAAAGAAAAAACAGUAGAAGAAACACAAGAACAUGACUAGUCGACAACUGAAGCAGUAAUUGGAACCAAGUCUUUGGAACAGUUCCAAUACUCGCUGACAAUUGAAACCAAAUAAGCAAGAAACAAAAUUCAAAAUCAUCGCAGCAGCAGAUUUCAAAAUUUAAAAAAAAAAUAAGGAUAAACAAAAUCGAAAAACCAAACGAAAUUUACAAAAUUCUUAAUGGCGGUUCCAGCCGCAGCAGAUGUAUGAAAGGUUUUCUCUAUGUUAAAGGAAGAAUCCAAAAAAAAAUAACGCAAAAAGUAUGGAGUAAAGUUAAUUUGUGUUCCCUAAAACUCUGUAAAUGUUUAGAUGUAUGAAAAUAAAAAAACAGUCGUGGACACUCAUUAAGUUAGGUUUUUGGUGGGGCUAAGACCGAAUCCAAA
Messenger RNA from Drosophila ananassae, 20453 nucleotides. It is a transcript of the gene pros, whose product is annotated as homeobox protein prospero. Gene Ontology annotation, cellular component: nucleus. The coding region runs from base 2781 to 8387 and encodes 1868 amino acids. Gene Ontology annotation, molecular function: RNA polymerase II cis-regulatory region sequence-specific DNA binding; DNA-binding transcription factor activity, RNA polymerase II-specific. The record is from RefSeq and is a predicted model, not a curated record. NCBI's taxonomy places the organism in Eukaryota, Metazoa, Arthropoda, Insecta, Diptera, Drosophilidae. The transcript is spliced from 7 exons. Gene Ontology annotation, biological process: regulation of transcription by RNA polymerase II.